Sabethes cyaneus is the source of this 954-nucleotide messenger RNA. RefSeq lists its product as uncharacterized. Lineage: Eukaryota; Metazoa; Arthropoda; Insecta; Diptera; Culicidae. The record is from RefSeq and is a predicted model, not a curated record. The coding region runs from base 1 to 954 and encodes 317 amino acids. The transcript is spliced from 2 exons.
AUGAAUUCCUUCAAUUACGUCUGUGAUAACGAAUCAAAACCAUGCAUUUUGGAAAGCUGCUUUGAUAAAAACAGUUUGUCUAUACAAGUGGAAAGAGCCGUAAAUCAGCUAGUUGAUUCUGCUUGGGAUGACGAGGACGAAGAAAGUGACGUAUUAUUGGCUGUAUUUAUCAACACGGUGAAGAAAGAGAACUUUACCUUGACUGCGGAACAACUUGCAGAACUUAUAGAUUGCAAACCAAUUCAGGAAGAUUCAAGCGCAAAUCUAAUUUUCAAUGAAUUGAAUUGCCAAAUUGCCCCAUGCCGUUGUCGAGAAGUUGUUAGUAGAAUGUCAAUUGUACUGAGUUUUGGAGUCGUCGAACUAAAAUGUCACGAGAGGCCAAGUAGUAUAAGAUUAUCAGAGAUAUUGGAUCAGCUACAACCACUUACCAGAGUUGCGGAUAAGGACGACGGUAUGAAAUACUUUCUUCAGAAAAUUUUGACCUACAGCAUUAGCACCAAAGCAUCGGACUUAAUUUCAAAGGUAAUUCAGAUAUGUCCACCUCAAGUGGAUCUAAUGAUAGACAAAAUAAUGAAUUCGGAGUUGUCAGAAUCCGAUAUGUUGCUUGAUAAUGAAAACUUCAAUCAGCUUACAGCGAUUAUUGAUUUACCAAAAGUUUUCGAACGCGUCAGUAUACGUCUAGCGCAACUAAAUUUUAAUUUAAGCCAAAAAUCUCAAAUUUUGUUAAACGCGCUUAUAAAAUUUCUCAGAUCAAAGAAUUCAAAGAAACAUUUUUUGAAUUUAUAUCCCUUAGAAUUACGUCCAAUUGCGACUGUAUUGAAUGAAGCAAUACAUGCUGAGGAUGAACUUCUACUUAGUUUAAUUAAUUCUGUGAAAGUUGAGUCACAUACAAAUUUUAUUAUUUUAGUAACUCAUUUUCCACUCUUCGCACAUCUUUUAUCGCAUACGAACUAA